CACAGCGCACGGUGAAAAAAUAUUUUUCAAAAAAUAAAUUUAAAAAACUGCGCUACAAUCAACCACAAUAUAAAAUAUAACAAUCCAGAAAUUGUUUUAAACAAAAUAAUAGUAAAUAUUCAACAAAACAAAGAAACCAUUACAGAAACUGCAAAAAUUAGUUUUUUUUACAAAGCUAGCUAAAAGAAGGAAAAAAUUCUAACGGAAUUUGUGUUGUUGGAUUCCUAUUAAUUCCAAGAAAUAAAUGCAGAGUGACGUCAUGUACCGCAGCAGCCCUGAAAGUAACAAGCAAACUGCUGAAACUUUUACAAAUCUAUUGGGCUUAAACAUUAAGUGUUUCCAAGAAAUGUACUUGGACACUUGUGCCUCAAUGGCUGCCGGCUCUACAUCAUCACCCAGUAUUUCACCAACAUCAUCAAAUGGCACAUCGGGGACUGGCUCAUUAAUGUUGUCGCCAGUUUCUAUGUCGCCAACUUCGUCUUCCAGUAAUUCUUCUAAUACCUCAACCUCCUCAUCCUCAGGAUGUGGGGCUGGUAUGGGCUUGGAAAAUAUGACUGCUUUUCAACAGCAACAGUUGUUGGCGGCACAUCAGCAACAUUUAGCGGCUGCUGCUGUAGCUCAACAUCAUUUGGCAAUGGCGGCUGCCGCUGGUAAUCAACAAUCUUCAGUCCAUGUUAAUGGAAAUGUGGGAGGAACUCCAGCCAACACUAAUCAACAACAACAACAUGAUGAAAUUUCUAAAUCUCUUAAAAUGUUUGCUAUGCUAACAGCCUAUUCUAAUGGUAAUGAAACUCCCGCCAUUUGUCCACAACAAAUGCCACAUUCUCCUGUUGAUGCUGUGAUGCAGGAUUUUGCUUGUAAUGGUUAUAUUUGUGAUGAAUUAAAUCGCUACCAGUUGGGUAUGCAUUUAUCUAAUAAUGCAGCGACUGCUGGUGCAAAUACUACCAAUCUACUCAAUUCUUCUAAUGGUCAACUACAGGUCAAUAGCGGAAUUGCCAGUUCGAAUGCAGCAGCAGCAGCUGCUGUUGCUGCAGCAUCACUAAAUCAACACCAAUUGCAACAGUUGCAGCAACACAAUUUAAAUAUAAAUUUCAAUAAUAAUUUUUGGAAAAUGUUGCCUACCCAUAUGCAACAACACUCUAAUGCGGUUACAGCAGCCGCUGCUGCCGCGGCUGCGGCCACAGCUGCUGCUGCAGUUAAUAUGGAUUAUAAUUGUAAUCAAAAGAAGUUACCAAAACGUUAUAAUGGCGCUAAAAAUGAAAAAUAUUCCUCGGCCAAGCAUUGCGUUUUCUGUGAAAAUAAUAAUGAACCAGUAGCCGUUGUGAAGUCUCAUGCCGUGCGUGAUUCUUUAGGCAGAGUACUCUGCCCCAAAUUAAGAACAUAUAUAUGUCCAAUUUGCAAAGCAUCCGGUGAUAUGGCACAUACUGUCAAGUAUUGUCCACAGAAACCCAUCAUAACAAUGGAAGAUGCCAUUAAAGCGGAAUCGUUCCGUUUAGCCAAGGACACCUACUACAAACAACAAAUGAAAGUUUAAAAUCAAAUCGUAUUGAUUUUAUCGUUUUGCUGUGUUACCCGACAAUAUAUCAACCUAAUUUGAUAUAUACUCAAGAAAACAUAAGCAAUUCUUUUUUUAAAUUUAUUAAAAUGAAUUCAAAUUUUAAAUUUGAUUUACAAACGUUAAAUCUAUCA
Calliphora vicina (urban bluebottle blowfly) is the source of this 1689-nucleotide messenger RNA. RefSeq names its product nanos (gene nanos). The transcript is spliced from 4 exons. Gene Ontology annotation, cellular component: perinuclear region of cytoplasm. Gene Ontology annotation, molecular function: zinc ion binding; mRNA binding. NCBI's taxonomy places the organism in Eukaryota, Metazoa, Arthropoda, Insecta, Diptera, Calliphoridae. Gene Ontology annotation, biological process: negative regulation of translation; oogenesis. The coding region runs from base 245 to 1534 and encodes 429 amino acids. The record is from RefSeq and is a predicted model, not a curated record.